UGCGCAUAACAGAAAUAUCCGGGCAAUCAAAUUGACGUCACGUGGUUUCCCAUGCCCUUUCUUUUCGUACACCAUCAAAGCUCAAGGAGCCGGCUGGGUCGUUCUGUUCCUCCAAAGUAGUCCGCUUUAACUAAAUCAAAGAUGUCAUCAAAGAAACUUAGUUUUGCGGAAAAUUUUGCCCUCAGUGGAGCAGCUGCCGUCAUCUCAAAGACUGCUGCUGCCCCAAUCGAAAGAAUUAAGUUGCUGGUCCAGAAUCAAGAUGAAAUGCUUAAAACUGGUCGAUUGAGUGAGCCAUACAAGGGUGUCAUUGACUGCACAUUGCGUACCUACAAAACCGAAGGUAUUCUCCCAUUCUGGAGGGGUAACCUGGCCAACUGCAUCCGAUACUUCCCAACUCAGGCUUUGAACUUCGCAUUCAAAGACAAGAUUAAGCAGCUCUUCAAAGCCUCAAAAAAAGAUAGCUAUGCAGUAGGAUUUGCCAAAAACAUUGGAUCCGGAGGUCUUGCUGGAGCACUCUCUCUCUGCUUUGUCUACUCUCUUGACUACUGCCGAACUCGUCUUGCUAAUGAUGCCAAGGCAGCUGGAAAAGGUGGUGGAGAGCGUCAGUUCAAUGGAAUGAUUGAUGUCUACAGAAAGACCAUCGCCUCUGAUGGACUCGUUGGACUGUACAGAGGUUUUGUGAUCUCUUGCGUUGGAAUCAUUGUUUACAGAGGAUGCUAUUUCGGCUUUUAUGACACUUUACGACCAAUUCUCCUUGGAGAAAAUGCUAGUGUCAUUCUAUCCUUCGCUCUUGGAUACGUUGUCACAAUUAGCGCUGGUCUGGUUUCCUAUCCCAUUGACACAAUCAGGAGGCGUAUGAUGAUGACAUCUGGAGAGGCCGUUAAAUACAAGGGAUCAUUGGAUUGCGCAAUGAUCAUCAUCAAAAACGAAGGAUUUAUGAGCUUGAUGAAAGGAGCUGGAGCCAACAUUCUCAGAGGUGUGGCUGGUGCUGGUGUACUAGCCGGAUUUGAUAAAUUCCAAGCCUUGUACAUCCAGUGGCGUGUAGGAAAUGCAUCAAAAUAAUAUAUGAGAAUUUUAGUGAAAUUUCAAUGAGUGAUAUAUUUUUACCUGGUUGAACAAUACAAACAAUACAC
This is a messenger RNA of Saccostrea echinata, 1133 nucleotides long. RefSeq lists its product as uncharacterized. Gene Ontology annotation, molecular function: ATP:ADP antiporter activity. Lineage: Eukaryota; Metazoa; Mollusca; Bivalvia; Ostreida; Ostreidae. Gene Ontology annotation, cellular component: mitochondrial inner membrane. The transcript is spliced from 2 exons. Gene Ontology annotation, biological process: mitochondrial ADP transmembrane transport; mitochondrial ATP transmembrane transport. Bases 142 to 1062 code for a protein of 306 amino acids. The record is from RefSeq and is a predicted model, not a curated record.